Molecule: messenger RNA, 3633 nt
Organism: Scleropages formosus (Asian bonytongue)
Lineage: Eukaryota; Metazoa; Chordata; Actinopteri; Osteoglossiformes; Osteoglossidae
Product: neuroligin-4, X-linked
Exons: 6
Coding region: 699-3152 (817 amino acids)
Cellular component (GO): membrane
Molecular function (GO): neurexin family protein binding
Source: RefSeq, a predicted model, not a curated record
GUAGUUGGGGGGGGGACGGCUGGUACAGCCCUGGCGUCGCUCUCCUCAGUCUCCUUCUGCGGUCCCCUCUCUCCCCACGAAGCGAGGAGGGAAGGCAGUCUCAUUUCCACACUUUUACCGCUUCCUCCGCAGCAAACCCUGCCAGCUCCCCUCACCCUAUAUAGGUCAUUAACAGCAUAAAGACAACAAAAUAAUUAUUUAAAAGAAAAAAAAUCAAGUUUUUUUCUUCUUCUUUUUUCUUCUCCUUCUUCAUCUUCUUCUCCGAAACUGAGUCGGGGGGGGGGCGUUAUUUUGCGUGUAUUUUUCCACACUUUGAAAUUCCGACUGGAUAUUAUUUACAGGACAGGACGCCGAGUGUCUUCCCUCCCCCCGUUCCCCUUUUUUUUUUUUUAGAUUUUCCUUGUGAUAUUGACCCCCCUCCCGGUACAUCCCUCCGGUCCGGAGCGCGGACACGGCGCACAUGCAUCACAUACAGUCGAGUUGAUCUAUCAUACUGGAAUCAAUCGCGGGAGGAAAUUGCAAGCAACGGCAAGAAAGCAAAGAUCCCGAGAAAGACAAGUGCUGCCUUCUGGGAUGGGGAGCUCUGAGAGGCCCGAUGUGAUUGGACGUCAGUUUUUCCAGGUGGUCAAAUAUUAAAUCCUGAUUGGACAGUGGAAACAAAGGAUCCUGCCCCUCAUACCCUCGUGCAGUAGUGGAUCAUGUCGAGGCCAGGGGGAGUCGUAUGGCUACCGUUCAUCUUCACUCCCAUCUGCGCAAUGCUGAAUGUGAAUUUGAUCUUCUGGAUUACAGCCCUGGCUGUGAGGUUCACGGUCAUCAGCUGCCAACAAGUGCACCACACCAUUGUGACAACAAACUACGGGAAGCUGCGUGGAUUAAAAACGCCAUUGCCCAAUGAAAUCCUGGGGCCCGUGGAGCAGUACCUGGGGAUCCCGUACGCCUCUCCGCCCACAGGGGAACGGAGAUUUCAACCCCCUGAACCGCCUACUUCUUGGCCUGGCAUCCGCAAUGCCACACAGUUUGCACCCGUCUGCCCGCAGUACUUAGAAGACCGGUUUUUGCUCAAUGACAUGUUGCCCGUUUGGUUCACGGCCAAUUUGGAUACAGUGGUAACCUAUGUCCAGGACCAAAAUGAAGACUGCCUUUACUUAAACAUCUAUGUCCCCACAGAGGAUGACAUACAUGAUGAAAAUGGCCUAAAACCAGUUAUGGUCUACAUUCAUGGAGGCUCCUACAUGGAAGGAACUGGAAACAUGGUCGAUGGGAGCAUCCUGGCAAGCUACGGCAACGUCAUCGUGGUGACCAUCAACUACAGGUUGGGCGUGUUGGGCUUUCUAAGUACAGGGGACCAAGCUGCGAAAGGGAACUAUGGAUUACUCGACCAAAUCCAAGCACUGAGGUGGAUCAAGGACAAUAUCCAGGCUUUCAAAGGGGAUCCAAAGAGAGUCACAAUAUUUGGAUCCGGUGCAGGAGCUUCCUGCGUGAGCUUGCUUACACUGUCCCACUACUCUGAAGAUCUUUUCCAGAAAGCUAUCAUCCAGAGUGGGACGGCUCUGUCCAGCUGGGCAGUGAACUACCAGCCUGCCAAAUACACCCGGAUGCUGGCAGAGAAGGUUGGCUGCAACAUGCUCGACACCAUAGACUUGGUGGAGUGCCUGCAGAACAAGAACUACAAAGAGCUCAUAGAGCAGUACAUCACUCCCGCAAAGUACCACAUCGCUUUCGGCCCUGUCAUCGACGGCGACGUCAUACCGGAUGACCCGCAGAUUUUGAUGGAGCAAGGCGAGUUCCUCAACUAUGACAUCAUGCUUGGGGUCAACCAGGGCGAGGGAUUUAAAUUCGUGGAUGGCAUCGUGGACAGCGAGGAUGGCGUAUCCGCCAACGAUUUCGACUUUGCUGUGUCUGAUUUCGUCGACCACCUGUAUGGCUAUCCCGAAGGGAAGGACACUCUUCGAGAGACGAUUAAAUUCAUGUACACCGACUGGGCAGAUAAAGAGAAUCCAGAGACCCGGAGAAAGACAUUGGUUGCGCUUUUCACCGAUCACCAGUGGGUGGCGCCGGCCGUGGCCACGGCAGACCUUCAUGCUCAGUAUGGUUCGCCCACCUACUUCUACGCUUUCUACCACCACUGCCAGAGUGACAUGAAGCCCAGCUGGGCAGACUCGGCACACGGAGACGAGGUUCCUUACGUCUUUGGAAUCCCCAUGAUUGGCCCAACAGACCUCUUCAACUGCAACUUCUCCAAAAAUGAUGUCAUGCUGAGUGCCGUUGUCAUGACCUACUGGACCAACUUUGCCAAAACAGGAGAUCCAAACCAGCCGGUUCCUCAGGACACAAAAUUCAUUCACACGAAACCAAAUCGUUUCGAGGAAGUGGCCUGGUCCAAGUACAAUCCCAAGGACCAGCUUUAUCUCCACAUUGGCCUGAAGCCCAGGGUCAGGGACCACUACAGGGCCACCAAGGUGGCCUUCUGGCUUGAGCUCGUGCCCCACUUGCACAACAUAAACGAGCUCUUCCCGUACAUCUCCACGACCACCAAGAUUCCCCCUCAGGACACAACGCCCUUUCCGUACACCAAGCGCCUGUCCGGGAAGACAUGGCCAUCCACUACUCGGCAUCCCGCCAUCCCGCCGUCCAACACCAAGCAAGUGACGGACCAGCGGAAAACCGGCGACCCUGGCGACUCCUCGGUUGUCAUGGAGAACAAGCGCGACUACUCCACGGAGCUGAGCGUGACCAUUGCCGUGGGCGCCUCGUUGCUCUUCCUCAACAUCCUGGCCUUCGCGGCGCUCUACUACAAGAAGGACAAGAGGCGCCACGAGUCAAACCGGCGGCCCAGUCCGCAGAGGAGCGCCGUCAACGACGUGGCGCACAUCCAGAACGAGGAGAUCAUGUCCUUGCAGAUGAAACAGCUGGAGCACGAGCACGGGUGCGAGGCCCUGCAGGCGCAGGACACGCUGCGGCUCCCCUGCCCACCGGACUACACCCUCACCCUGCGACGCUCCCCGGACGACAUCCCGCUCAUGACGCCCAACACCAUCACCAUGAUCCCCAACUCGCUGGCUGGGAUGCAGCCGCUGCACACCUUCAGCAAUUACGGCGGCAGCCAAAACAGUACUAACCUCCCGCAUGGGCACUCCACCACGCGAGUAUAGCUUCUUCGCGAGUUGACUUUGUCUGGAGAAGGAAAAGUGCGGCUUUUCGCUAGAACUGACCACAGACAAUAAGAUAUUAUUUUGUUACAUAGCCUUCGUAGAAUAUAUUGGAGUCAAACCUGACUUACCUGUGAAAUGUGAAGAGUAUCGCUAUAGGUCAAGCGUCGUUACCAGGUUGCCAUGGUGAUUGUGGCUUCAGGUGUGGACCUCCGGGAGGGUCGAACAAAGAAAAAUGAACUGAACAAUUUAUUCAAUUCCAAACACUGGUAUAGAGAUUAAACCAAGUAUAUUUCUGUGUGUAGCGAGUGAAAACAAGGUUAACUCAAAGAUUUGUAUGUGCCAUACAUUGUACAGUACGCCAGUAACAAGCGGCAAAGAUUUUGCUGUUAAUCAAAAACUUUUCAAAAUGAAAGUGUAAGGACUUCUCAGUAAUACAGUGCAAUGCUGGAGACCCGAGUAAAUUGUAAAAAAAAAAAAAAAA